Messenger RNA from Sphenostylis stenocarpa, 417 nucleotides. Lineage: Eukaryota; Viridiplantae; Streptophyta; Magnoliopsida; Fabales; Fabaceae. The record is from the annotation of a GenBank genome assembly.
AUGAUAGCCACACAUGUUUCGGUACCGAGGAGCCGUGCCGAUCAACCGAAGAGGAGAAAAAGAGAGAAGGAAAGAACGGUGAAAUUCAACGUAGUGCCAGUGCUUGCAGGGAAGGUGCUCUCACCACGCUUCUUCUAUCUGAACACAAGAAGAGGGUCCUCACCUCCGUUUAGUUCAACACAGCACUUCUUCAUCGUGGGGUGCGGAUCAGCCUCUGCGUCUCCGAUCCGAAUCGGCAACUCGGUGAGUCACUCUCUCUCGAUCUCGUUUUCAAUUCAACUGCCUCUUCUUCCCUCCUCCCCUCUUUUUCUCGAUCUGUCACAAUCGCGAAAGCUCCUUCACUCAAAUCCACGUCACCGAACUAUUCCUCUCACAACCCUAACACUUAUGUUGACGUAUCCCUCAAUUCUGAGUUAA